AAGAGAAACUCACUACUGUGCCUAUUUCUCGAUCACUCGUUCAAAAAUGGUCCAAUUCCGGCUCGAAAAUUGAAGUUUCGCUUCCGAUUUCGAAGCUCCUAAUUAGUGUUCUUCGUUUCUCAAAGGUCUGAGGUGUUUAGUUUUUUACUUCGUGGUGAAAAAAGGUUGAGAGAAAGCUAUGAUACUAAAAUUGAGCAUCAUCUAAUAAGAAUGCCGGGCAUUCCUUUAGCGACUCGUGAAGCCUCCGCCUAUUUAAUAAGCACAGAUCAAAUGUGCCGAGACGAUUCCCACCUACAUUUAUCUGCUGAAGAGGAAAUUGCUGCUGAAGAGAGUCUAUCAGUUUAUUGCAAGCCUGUAGAACUGUAUAACAUUCUCCAAAGACGCUCUGUAAGAAAUCCAUCAUUUCUUCAAAGAUGUUUGCGUUACAAAAUUCAGGAAAAACACAAAAGGAGAAUACAAAUGACAGUGUCUGUAUCUGGGAUUGUCAAUGAAGGUGUACCAACACAAAGCAUUUUUCCUUUAUACGUCUUGUUGGCAAGGCUUGUUUCUGAUGUUGAAAUUGCAGAGUAUUCUGCAGUUUAUCGUUUUCGCCGGGCAUGUAUCUUGACUAGCUUCACUGGCAUCGAUGGCAGUAAUCAAGCCCAAGUAAAUUUUAUUCUCCCUGAGAAAAAUAAGCUAUCUAUGGAAGCGAAAUCUGGCUCACUUUCCAUUUUGCUUGUAAAUUUUGCAAAUGGAGGAUGCUGCUUAUGGGGCAGGAUAUCAUUAGAACCACUAUACGUUUCAUGGGAACAAUCACCAAACUUGAGUUUGGGGCAAAGAUCUGAGACGAUUUUACCUGUUGACAUGCAUUCUUGCUUAUUAAAGUUGAAAUGUUUGAACGAGGACAAAUGCAUCUUAAUCCAGAGUUCCAGCAAUUCUUUGUCAACGCUGCAGGUCAUCAUUUUUGCUAAGGAGGUUGGGAUAAAGGAAAAUUCUCCCUAUAAUUCAGACACAUGCAGUGGCAUUUCUUCUUCAUCGCCCUCUCAUAUUAUUCGGUUGAGAGCAGGAAACGCCAUCUUUAAUUACAGAUAUUAUAACAAUAAGUUACAAAAGACUGAAGUAACUGAAGACUUCUCUUGCCCUUUCUGUUUGGUAAAAUGUGCUAGCUUUAAGGGUCUGAGGCAUCACUUGCCAGCAUUCCAUGAUAUCUUCAAUUUUGAAUUUUGGGUAACUGAAGAGUAUCAAGCUGUUAAUGUGUCAGUCAAAACCGAUAUUUGGAGAUCUGAGGUCUUUCCCUUUUCUAAGAAUUGUAUCUUACAAAUCCAUAGGGAAAAGAUUCUUACAGAUGGUGUUGAUCCUAAACAACAGGCCUUUUUCUAUUGUUCAAAGCAAUUAAGGCAUAGACAUCCGAAAGUCCUAGUUCAAAAUACAAGGCAUGUACAUCCUGUUUUCGUAGAGUCAAAUCUGCCAGCAGAAGGUUGUGAGCUUCUCCAAAAGGCUCAUGGUGGGAGCAUUUUACAAAAUGGUAGAAUGGGUGCUCUGGAGUAUGCACAACAUCUUCCAUCCAAUGUUGCAGGGGUUUCAGGCACUGCAGGACAAUCAUAUUUUGAUUCUGAACAUGUUCAAUCAGUGUCUGGAAAUAAUCUUGCUUCCCCUACCUUGUUGCAAUUUGCAAAGACAAGAAAAAUAUCGAUGGAAGUUUCUGGUUCUAGGAACGAUCCUCUCCGGAAGCGACAGUUUUUUCACUCACAUAGAGCUCAGCCAAUGGAGUCAGAUGAAGUGAUGCGUGACAGUGACAGUGAGGAUGAGGUUGAUGACGAAGUUGCAGAUUUGGAAGAUCGAAGGAUGCUUGAUGAUUUCGUUGAUGUAACCAAAGACGAGAAGCAUAUAAUGCAUUUGUGGAACUCGUUUGUGAGGAAACAAAGGUUGCUGGCAGAUGGUCAUAUUCCGUGGGCGUGUGAAGCAUUUUCAAAAUUACAUGGGCGUGAUCUUGUCAAAGCCCCAGCUCUCAUCUGGUGUUGGAGAUUAUUCAUGAUCAAGCUGUGGAAUCAUGGUCUCCUCGACGCCGCAACCAUGAAUAAGUGUAAUACCGUUCUACGGCAUUACGAUAGCAAUGAUUCCGAUCCUCUGAUCCGGUGAAAAGUUAAAAGAGACCUGAUUUUUCCUUUUUCUUUAAACAAUCAUGAUGCAGAAAUGGUGCUCAGCAGUCACCCCACCCUCGACAAUUUGCAUAACGGUGAGUGAACUCUUUAAUGCCAUGCCAUUAAGCAAACUAACUGCAACUGUAAAUUUGUGCAAUAAGACGGUAUAAUUCAUAUAUAUCUUUAUUAUAACUUUUUUUUCUUCAUAAAAAAUAGUUUGAAUUACUUAUUUGAUAUUUACAGUUUUUUGA
Molecule: messenger RNA, 2371 nt
Organism: Hibiscus syriacus
Lineage: Eukaryota; Viridiplantae; Streptophyta; Magnoliopsida; Malvales; Malvaceae
Product: polycomb group protein EMBRYONIC FLOWER 2-like
Exons: 22
Coding region: 211-2118 (635 amino acids)
Cellular component (GO): nucleus
Molecular function (GO): chromatin DNA binding
Source: RefSeq, a predicted model, not a curated record